Molecule: messenger RNA, 606 nt
Organism: Naegleria lovaniensis
Lineage: Eukaryota; Heterolobosea; Eutetramitea; Acrasida; Naegleriidae
Exons: 1
Coding region: 1-606 (201 amino acids)
Biological process (GO): negative regulation of DNA recombination; chromosome condensation; nucleosome assembly
Cellular component (GO): nucleosome; nucleus
Molecular function (GO): structural constituent of chromatin; double-stranded DNA binding; nucleosomal DNA binding
Source: RefSeq, a predicted model, not a curated record
AUGACCGCAAGAAAGGCAUCAUCAAGCAAGAAGGAAUCAUACGAUCAUCCUAAAUACAAGGAUAUGGUUUGCGAGGCGAUCAUUCAACUCAACAAGGGAAGAACCGGAGCCAGCUUACCAGCCAUCAAGAAAUACAUGGAAGAGAAGUAUGAAUUACCAGAAUCCUAUGGACCACACCUUAGGAAGGCUCUUCACUCGCUAGUGGAGAAGGAAAAACUCCAAAAGGUCAAAGCCUCUUAUAAACUUGAACCAAACUUUAAGAAGAGCUACAUGAAAGAGAACCAUAUUGUCGUGGAGAAGAAGGAAAAGGAAGAAGAAAGCGAAGAGGAAAAGGAAAAGAAAGAGAAGAAGGAAAAGAAGGAAAAGAAAGAGAAGAAGGAAGCCAAAGAAAAGAAGGCUCCAAAGGAGAAGAAAGAAAAGAAGGAAAAGAAAAAGAAGGAGGAGAAGGCUCCUCGAGUUGCCAAGCCAGCUACCACCAAAAAGAAGAAGAACCUCAAAGAAUCCUCCAAAGUGGAAGGACCAAGAACGGCCGACAGAUCGAAGAAGCAAGCUGCCAGCGCCAGAACUGCCAGAUCCAAAGCACGUGAUAAGGCAAGAGAAGAUUAA